Trypanosoma rangeli is the source of this 777-nucleotide messenger RNA. Its product is annotated as putative mucin-associated surface protein (MASP). Lineage: Eukaryota; Euglenozoa; Kinetoplastea; Trypanosomatida; Trypanosomatidae. The record is from RefSeq and is a predicted model, not a curated record. Bases 1 to 777 code for a protein of 258 amino acids. The transcript has a single exon.
AUGGGACGAAAUGUAUCCUUCAUUGGUCUCUCGCGGAGGACUCUACGACCUUCGUAUGUUGAAGGGCCAGUGACAGAAACCCGUCGGCCGUCCGUUGACCGCCUGAUAGAGUAUCAUCUCGCACAUAGGCCGUCACGGCAAUCAUGUGUUGAUGGUGCAUCGGUAGUUAACCAACAGCCACCCAACGUCCGCAUUUCAAGGCAUCUUCUUCCACAUGAAAUUUUAACGCUUGAUUCGGUCAGGUUUGGACUUUCCAUUCGGGGAUCCGUAACGUUGUGGAGGUUACUGCUGCCGUUAGAACGGGCCAAUUAUCCGUUCAAUGUACAUGAACGUCGAAAACCAUUUAUCCCAGGGGAUGCCGUUUCGGUUCAGAUGGGGCAGGCCUCCAUGAAAAUUUUUUUUGCUCGUACUGAAGACAUAGUUCCGCCAAGCACCGGAAAGUUGAGCAAGACAAGUGUACUGAAUGUGGUGAAUAAUGAAGUGAUUGGAGAGGUAAAGUACACGUACGUAUAUCGUAUUGAGUCGGCGGCACUCACUACGGGUGCACAACCUUUUAUGAUACGCCUUAGUGGCGCCGUGGGGUUUAUGCUGCAACUAUGCUUUGGUGACCGUUCGCUUUGCUCUGCCUUUGUGAAGUUGCUGAUGCCCCACUGCCCUGGACACACCACAAUUGCUGCUGAGGCGGAUGUUUUUUCUUCCCCACCUUCUUUCUCGACCUUUGAGAACCAGCAGCAUAGCUUGUCUCCUGCUCCACUAAAUAGGUUUUCUGCAGGUUGA